Messenger RNA from Humulus lupulus (European hop), 1275 nucleotides. RefSeq lists its product as uncharacterized. Gene Ontology annotation, cellular component: cytosol. Bases 1 to 1275 code for a protein of 424 amino acids. Gene Ontology annotation, molecular function: glycerone kinase activity. The transcript has 13 exons. The record is from RefSeq and is a predicted model, not a curated record. Lineage: Eukaryota; Viridiplantae; Streptophyta; Magnoliopsida; Rosales; Cannabaceae. Gene Ontology annotation, biological process: glycerol catabolic process; rRNA processing.
AUGGUCCAGCAGGCUGUACAGGGAGGAGCUCCAGCUGCUUACGACCAAGAAAUGGAGAGGCUAACCGCUAAAGAAUCCCUUCUUCUUGCUUUUUCAAUUGAGUGUGUGUUUGAACUUGAUUUAUCUGAAGAUCAGGACAAUAUCAACACCAGAAAUGGCGAUGGUUUGGCUGAUGAUCAUAGUCAUGAGAACCGAAGUGAUAGCUCUGAUGCUCAUCCAGGAUUUGAAGAGAGUGAUUCUUCUGAAGAUGAGGUUGCUCCUCGAAAUACAAUUGGAGAUGUGCCCUUGGUGUGGUAUCGGGAUGACAAACAUAUUGAUUCUUUUCACAUACAAUUAUCUGUGUUUCAAAUGCAGCCUUAUGUUGACUGGUUCAAAUGGGAUGGUGCUAAACAUCCCCUUUCAAAUGCACCUGAACCCAAGAGACGCUUCACUCGUUCAAAGAGCGAAGAUAAAAUGGUUGUUCGCUAUUGUCGGGCUAUUCGUAAGGGGUUGAUUAAAUUUGAUGAGCCUAAAGAAGAACCAUCUGUCUUCCUCUUGUGGGGAGAUGAAUCCAACUCUAACGAAAAGUCUGGGCAUUUAGCUUAUAUUCCUGCGCCGAAGCCGAAAUUGCCAGGGGAUGCUCAACCAGUGAAAUGGGCCAUGAGAUUGAGGGUGGCUUUGCAUCUGACACAAGCUCUGGAGUACUGUAGCAACAAAGGGCGUGCAUUGUAUCACAAUCUCAAUGCCUACAGGGUUUUAUUUGAUCAGGAGACCAACUAUGUUCCGAUUACGAGAGGAAACAGAGUUGUCCUAAUGAUUAACGGUUUAGGUGUCACUCCUGUGAUGGAACUGAUGAUUGCUUCUGGAAAAGCAGUACCAAAGUUGCAACUGGAGCAUGGACUGGCGGUUGAUAGAGUGUAUACAGGAUCAUUUAUGACUUCUCUUGAUAUGGCAGGUUUCUCGAUUUCCAUCAUGAAAGCGGAUCAAGCUAUUUUGCAAAUUUUGGAUGCUCCAACUAAAGCUCCAGCUUGGCCUGUUGGUGUUGACGGUAGUCAUCCACCACCCAAGAUUCCUGUUCCAGUCCCUCCAUCUCGUUCUACAAAGAGUGAUGACGAACUUGUUACUGCUUGGGUUGUCAUCUUGGCUUGCCUUGUCCAUGGGUUUGUUACAGUCUUAGUUGCUAGUGAAGCUCAUGCAAUAACUCUGGCUUUUGAGGGUUUGUUAGGAGUUGUGUUUACAGUGGCUGGAUUAACAGAUGAAGCAAUGAAUCUUGGUGAGGUCUUUGUUAAUUUUUAA